Closterium sp. Naga37s-1 is the source of this 3165-nucleotide messenger RNA. The record is from the annotation of a GenBank genome assembly. Lineage: Eukaryota; Viridiplantae; Streptophyta; Zygnematophyceae; Desmidiales; Closteriaceae.
AUGGGGACACAGGGGCAUGAGCGAAUGGAUGGAAGCAUGGGGACACAGGGGCAUGAGCGAAUGGAUGGAAGCAUGGGGACACAGGGGCAUGAGCGAAUGGAUGGAAGCAUGGGGACACAGGGGCAUGAGCGAAUGGAUGGAAGCAUGGGGACACAGGGGCAUGAGCGAAUGGAUGGAAGCAUGGGGACACAGGGGCAUGAGCGAAUGGAUGGAAGCAUGGGGACACAGGGGCAUGAGCGAAUGGAUGGAAGCAUGGGGACACAGGGGCAUGAGCGAAUGGAUGGAAGCAUGGGGACACAGGGGCAUGAGCGAAUGGAUGGAAGCAUGGGGACACAGGGGCAUGAGCGAAUGGAUGGAAGCAUGGGGACACAGGGGCAUGAGCGAAUGGAUGGAAGCAUGGGGACACAGGGGCAUGAGCGAAUGGAUGGAAGCAUGGGGACACAGGGGCAUGAGCGAAUGGAUGGAAGCAUGGGGACACAGGGGCAUGAGCGAAUGGAUGGAAGCAUGGGGACACAGGGGCAUGAGCGAAUGGAUGGAAGCAUGGGGACACAGGGGCAUGAGCGAAUGGAUGGAAGCAUGGGGACACAGGGGCAUGAGCGAAUGGAUGGAAGCAUGGGGACACAGGGGCAUGAGCGAAUGGAUGGAAGCAUGGGGACACAGGGGCAUGAGCGAAUGGAUGGAAGCAUGGGGACACAGGGGCAUGAGCGAAUGGAUGGAAGCAUGGGGACACAGGGGCAUGAGCGAAUGGAUGGAAGCAUGGGGACACAGGGGCAUGAGCGAAUGGAUGGAAGCAUGGGGACACAGGGGCAUGAGCGAAUGGAUGGAAGCAUGGGGACACAGGGGCAUGAGCGAAUGGAUGGAAGCAUGGGGACACAGGGGCAUGAGCGAAUGGAUGGAAGCAUGGGGACACAGGGGCAUGAGCGAAUGGAUGGAAGCAUGGGGACACAGGGGCAUGAGCGAAUGGAUGGAAGCAUGGGGACACAGGGGCAUGAGCGAAUGGAUGGAAGCAUGGGGACACAGGGGCAUGAGCGAAUGGAUGGAAGCAUGGGGACACAGGGGCAUGAGCGAAUGGAUGGAAGCAUGGGGACACAGGGGCAUGAGCGAAUGGAUGGAAGCAUGGGGACACAGGGGCAUGAGCGAAUGGAUGGAAGCAUGGGGACACAGGGGCAUGAGCGAAUGGAUGGAAGCAUGGGGACACAGGGGCAUGAGCGAAUGGAUGGAAGCAUGGGGACACAGGGGCAUGAGCGAAUGGAUGGAAGCAUGGGGACACAGGGGCAUGAGCGAAUGGAUGGAAGCAUGGGGACACAGGGGCAUGAGCGAAUGGAUGGAAGCAUGGGGACACAGGGGCAUGAGCGAAUGGAUGGAAGCAUGGGGACACAGGGGCAUGAGCGAAUGGAUGGAAGCAUGGGGACACAGGGGCAUGAGCGAAUGGAUGGAAGCAUGGGGACACAGGGGCAUGAGCGAAUGGAUGGAAGCAUGGGGACACAGGGGCAUGAGCGAAUGGAUGGAAGCAUGGGGACACAGGGGCAUGAGCGAAUGGAUGGAAGCAUGGGGACACAGGGGCAUGAGCGAAUGGAUGGAAGCAUGGGGACACAGGGGCAUGAGCGAAUGGAUGGAAGCAUGGGGACACAGGGGCAUGAGCGAAUGGAUGGAAGCAUGGGGACACAGGGGCAUGAGCGAAUGGAUGGAAGCAUGGGGACACAGGGGCAUGAGCGAAUGGAUGGAAGCAUGGGGACACAGGGGCAUGAGCGAAUGGAUGGAAGCAUGGGGACACAGGGGCAUGAGCGAAUGGAUGGAAGCAUGGGGACACAGGGGCAUGAGCGAAUGGAUGGAAGCAUGGGGACACAGGGGCAUGAGCGAAUGGAUGGAAGCAUGGGGACACAGGGGCAUGAGCGAAUGGAUGGAAGCAUGGGGACACAGGGGCAUGAGCGAAUGGAUGGAAGCAUGGGGACACAGGGGCAUGAGCGAAUGGAUGGAAGCAUGGGGACACAGGGGCAUGAGCGAAUGGAUGGAAGCAUGGGGACACAGGGGCAUGAGCGAAUGGAUGGAAGCAUGGGGACACAGGGGCAUGAGCGAAUGGAUGGAAGCAUGGGGACACAGGGGCAUGAGCGAAUGGAUGGAAGCAUGGGGACACAGGGGCAUGAGCGAAUGGAUGGAAGCAUGGGGACACAGGGGCAUGAGCGAAUGGAUGGAAGCAUGGGGACACAGGGGCAUGAGCGAAUGGAUGGAAGCAUGGGGACACAGGGGCAUGAGCGAAUGGAUGGAAGCAUGGGGACACAGGGGCAUGAGCGAAUGGAUGGAAGCAUGGGGACACAGGGGCAUGAGCGAAUGGAUGGAAGCAUGGGGACACAGGGGCAUGAGCGAAUGGAUGGAAGCAUGGGGACACAGGGGCAUGAGCGAAUGGAUGGAAGCAUGGGGACACAGGGGCAUGAGCGAAUGGAUGGAAGCAUGGGACAGGGCAUGAGCGAAUGGAUGGAAGCAUGGGGACACAGGGGCAUGAGCGAAUGGAUGGAAGCAUGGGGACACAGGGGCAUGAGCGAAUGGAUGGAAGCAUGGGGACACAGCCCUCGAGAGGCGCUCUUAACACUGACAGCCCUCCCUGCACUGCACGCACCUUUGUUGGGUGGUCUGAGGAAGUCAGCAUCAUCUGCAUUCAUGAAGGGCGGCGAGCGUGGCAGCAGCCCCACCAGCCUUCCCUCAACGCACGCACAGCAACAGCCCUCCCUGCACGCACCUACACCAUCAGCACUCCCUGCACGCACCUUUGUCGGGUGGUCUGAGGAAGUCAGCAUCGUCUGCAUUCAUGAAGGGCGGCGAGCGUGGCAGCAGCCCUCCCCAGAUGCACCUACACUACACCAGCAGCCCUCCCCAGAUGCACCUACACUACACCAGCAGCCCUCCCCAGAUGCACCUACACUACACCAGCAGCCCUCACGAGGCGCACUCUUAACAGCGACAGCCCUGCCUGCAUCAGCCCCAGCAUGUGGCCGCCUGGUUGAGGGGCAGGAAGGCAGGAGGGCAGGAGGGGAAGGAGGGGAAGGAGUCGAAGAAGGGGCAAGGAAAAGAUUUGUGGGGCUGAUAAGCAAGUCGGAUGAGCCUGGCAGCAGCCCCAACAUGUGGCCGCCUGGGGGGGAAAUGCGGCAGGAGGAGCAGGAGGGAAAAUAG